Emericellopsis cladophorae is the source of this 1674-nucleotide messenger RNA. RefSeq names its product Golgi pH regulator-like protein. NCBI's taxonomy places the organism in Eukaryota, Fungi, Ascomycota, Sordariomycetes, Hypocreales, Bionectriaceae. Bases 1 to 1674 code for a protein of 557 amino acids. Gene Ontology annotation, cellular component: membrane. The record is from RefSeq and is a predicted model, not a curated record. The transcript has a single exon.
AUGUGGCCCUUCUCCGGGUGUAGCGACAGCGAGGAUGCUUGUGCGCCCACUCCACCCUCGCUCCUGACACCUUACGCCAUCUUCUCGCUCCUACCGUUCGCCAUCAUCUUGGCGACCACGUACAUUACUGCCACGAGACAUAUCCUUCCCCGCCUAUCGAAACCACAAAACGGCGAGUCGCGAGACGGAGAGGGCCACGUCUUACCCAGGCAUGCGCCCGAGGCCCUUAAGGCCGCCCACGCUGAGCAUGGCGAGAAGAGUCUAGACAAGCGGUUGACGCGCGCUGUGUUUGGCGCAACGGUCAGUUUGGCGGCCACGCUGGGUGCGGAGAUUCUGGGGGAGAUUCUGCGCUGGGGCGAUGGUUUUGCGCGGGAGUGGGCGCUGCGCUGGACGGUGAGGGGGCUGCUGCUCAUGAUGGCUGGGGUCCUCCCUUGGCUGGAGUGCAAAAACUUGGUCGCGGCGGCGGGGUGGAAUUUUCAGCGCAACGCAAAGAGGAAAUCGGCAAAGACCGCGUGGGCUAUUCAGUCCGCGCUGUUCAAAGCUUGGAUUUUUGUCUUCUGGUCGGUCGGUGGUGCUGUGCCGACCACGGGGGCCGCGCGGACGGGAAAUACAGCUGAUGAUGGGUUGGUCGAGAUGGUCACUCGCGGAUGUCUGGAGCGGGUGGGUGUGGUCGGCAUCUGUCUCAUGGCGCUGCUGGCGGGCUUCGCUUCGGUCAGUUCGCCGUGGUACACUUUUGGCGAUGCCUCACAGCGGAGGAGGCGGCCUGUGACCGAGGCGGACGUGACAAGGAAGCAAGCUGGUCUCGACGCCGCGAGCGAGAUGCUGCUCACGAAGCGGCACCGCCUGCAGAUGCUGGAGCGUAGGACGUCGGAGCCGAGUCAAGGGCCCAAGAGUGGCCUCAUGGGCAAGAUGAUGGGCUCGAUACGUGGCGUCUCGGGGGAGGAGGCGGAGAUGAGGACCCUACGCAUGGAAAUUGCCGGCCUCGAGACCAUGGAGGCCAACCUGGCGAGUAACCUCGCCAUCCUCAAGGGGCAGAGGGACGUGGCGGCCCGCGCGUCGACGCCCAUGGGCCGGUUGCUCCUCGUGCCGUCGUACGUCUUCAGCUGCUACUGUGUCUACCGCCUCCUGGCUACGACCGUGACGACGCUGAGGAGAAUGUCGUCGCCCUCGGCGACUAGCUUUUCAAGCAGCGACCCCAUCAACAGGUUUCUCGGUCUUUUGGCACGGCACUGGGACCCCAAGAUGGACCAGCUCGCGUGGGCGCGGACCAUCAGCUUCGCCCUGUCGGGCGUGAUGCUCGUCUUGAGCGCAAACGCCGUGGUGCAGACGCUGCAUCUCUUUUCCCGGUGGACGCCCAAGGUGCUGCAUCGGCACAUGCAGUCUUCCCUCGCGCUGGGCGCCAGUCAAGUCGCGGCCACGUAUGUGAUAUCGUCCCUGCUCCUGCUCCGGAGCCAUCUACCAGGCGAGGUCCGCGACACGGUCAGCGGCGCGCUGGUGCGCGGGGCCCCCUUGAUGAGUCCUGCCUUUGCGGACGGGUGGUUCGAGGGCUGGUUUCUCAUCGGUGCGGGUGUCACGGGCGUUGGUGUCUGGUUGACCAGGCGGAUUGGCGGUAGACCGGGCGAUCUGGACUGUGACGAGUACGCAAUGGAGGAGAUGGGCGCCAAGAGAUUAUAG